Cucurbita moschata (crookneck pumpkin) is the source of this 6221-nucleotide messenger RNA. RefSeq names its product callose synthase 5. Lineage: Eukaryota; Viridiplantae; Streptophyta; Magnoliopsida; Cucurbitales; Cucurbitaceae. Bases 115 to 5859 code for a protein of 1914 amino acids. The record is from RefSeq and is a predicted model, not a curated record. Gene Ontology annotation, biological process: (1->3)-beta-D-glucan biosynthetic process. Gene Ontology annotation, molecular function: 1,3-beta-D-glucan synthase activity. The transcript is spliced from 43 exons. Gene Ontology annotation, cellular component: 1,3-beta-D-glucan synthase complex; plasma membrane.
CCAUCAUAUAUUCCUCCUUCCGCAUCCCCUGCACAUUUGCCUCUCCUCCACUUUCGUUCAGCAACAAGGGUGUCAAUUAGAGGAUAGCGGUUUGUCUUCCUCCAGGCCUUUGUAAUGUCCACGCACGAGUCUGGCCCGCAGGGGCUGACGAGGCGCCCCUCUCGCAGUGCGGCGACCACCACGUUCUCGACUGAGGUAUUCGACAAUGAGGUUGUUCCGUCCUCUCUCGCGUCCAUUGCUCCAAUUCUUCGCGUCGCUACAGAGAUCGAAGCAGAACGCCCUCGUGUCGCGUAUCUCUGUCGGUUCUAUGCAUUUGAGAAGGCGCACAGGUUGGAUCCGAGCUCGAGUGGACGUGGUGUUAGGCAGUUUAAAACAGCACUUCUUCAACGAUUAGAGAGGGACAAUGCAUCCAGUCUUGCGUCUAGGGUGAAAAAAACAGAUGCCAGGGAAAUCGAGGCUUUCUAUCAGCAGUAUUACAAGCAUUAUGUCAGUGCUCUUGACCAAGGGGAGCAAGCAGACAGAGCCCAGCUCGGUAAAGCUUACCAGACAGCCGGUGUGCUUUUCGAAGUGCUUUGCGCCGUUAACAAGACCGAGAAAGUUGAAGAAGUUGCUCCCGAGAUUAUCGCUGCAGCUAGGGAUGUCCAAGAAAAGACUGAAAUUUAUGCACCCUAUAACAUUCUACCUCUUGAUUCUGCUGGCGCUUCGCAGUCUAUAAUGCAGCUCGAAGAGGUUAAGGCUGCUGUGGGUGCCUUGUGGAAUACUCGUGGCCUGAACUGGCCAAGUACGUUUGAGCAGCGCAGGCAGAAAGCAGGUGAUCUGGACCUACUGGAUUGGUUAAGAGCAAUGUUUGGAUUUCAGAGAGAUAAUGUUAGAAAUCAGCGUGAACAUUUGAUCCUUCUGCUCGCUAAUUCUCAUAUUAGACUUCACCCCAAGCCUGAACCUCUCAACAAGCUUGACGAACGAGCUGUUGAUGCAGUAAUGAACAAACUGUUUAAGAAUUAUAAAACAUGGUGCAAAUUUUUGGGACGGAAACAUAGUCUAAGGCUCCCUCAAGGUCAGCUAGAAAUACAGCAAAGGAAGAUACUUUACAUGGGUCUAUAUCUUCUCAUCUGGGGUGAAGCAGCAAAUGUUCGUUUCAUGCCAGAAUGUUUGUGCUAUAUAUUUCAUAAUAUGGCAUAUGAACUUCAUGGCUUGUUGGCUGGAAAUGUCAGCAUUGUUACUGGUGAAAAUAUUAAGCCUUCUUAUGGUGGGGAUGACGAGGCUUUCUUGCGGAAGGUUAUAACUCCCCUUUACUGGGUUAUUGAAAAGGAGGCCAAAAAAAGCGAAAAUGGAAAAGCUCCGCACUCAGCCUGGUGCAACUAUGAUGAUCUGAACGAGUACUUCUGGUCGCCUGAUUGCUUUUCUCUUGGUUGGCCUAUGCGAGAUGAUGGAGAAUUUUUCAAAUCAACGCGUGAUCUGGCGCAGGGACGGAAGGGACCACAAAGAAAAUCUGGAAGCACAGGAAAAUCUUAUUUUGUUGAAACCCGAACAUUUUGGCACACAUUCCGAAGUUUUGAUCGAUUAUGGACCUUUUAUAUACUAGCUCUUCAGGCGAUGGUCAUUGCUGCAUGGAAAGGAGUCACACCAUUAGAGAUUUUCCAAAAGGAUGUCUUGUACGCCUUAUCAAGCAUUUUCAUCACUGCUGCAAUCCUUCGCCUUCUUCAAAGUAUCUUGGACUUAGCUUUGAACUUCCCAGGAUUUCACCGGUGGAAGUUCACUGAUGUGCUAAGAAAUAUUCUGAAAGUUAUCGUCAGUCUUGCUUGGGCUAUUGUUCUUCCCCUAUGCUAUCUUCAUACUUUCAAGAUGGUUUCUAAUAAAUUCAGAGACGUGCUGUCCUUUCUUAACUCGUUGAGGGGCAUUCCUCCUCUAUAUAUAGUGGCGGUUGCUCUGUAUUUGCUACCAAAUUUACUUGCAGCAGCUCUAUUCUUAUUUCCUAUGCUUCGGCGUUGGAUUGAAAACUCAGAUUGGCACAUUAUUAGAUUUCUUCUUUGGUGGUCUCAGCCAAGAAUAUAUAUCGGAAGAGGAAUGCAUGAAAGUCAAUUUACUCUUAUAAAGUAUACCAUCUUUUGGGUGUCUCUUUUGUGCUGCAAAUUUUCUUUUAGCUACUUUGUUCAGAUAAAGCCAUUGGUGAAGCCAACAAAAGAUAUAAUGAGUAUUCGCCGAGUGGAAUAUGAAUGGCAUGAAUUUUUUCCUAAAGCCAAGAACAACUAUGGGGCAGUUGUAUCACUGUGGAUGCCAAUAAUUUUGGUUUAUUUCAUGGACACUCAAAUUUGGUAUGCUAUGUUUUCGACCAUAUGUGGUGGUUUCAUUGGAGCAUGUGAUCGAUUAGGAGAGAUACGAACUCUAGGUAUGCUUAGGUCUAGGUUUCAGUCCUUACCAGGUGCAUUCAACGCAUACUUGGUGCCAUCAGAUAAGUCUCGGAAAAGGGGUUUCUCUUUGUCAAAGCGUUUUGCUGAGAUUACCACUAGCAGGAGAAGUGAAGCUGCCAAGUUUGCACAGUUGUGGAAUGAAGUGAUAUGUAGUUUUCGAGAGGAAGAUCUAAUAAGUGACAGGGAGAUGGAUCUCUUGCUAGUUCCUUAUUCAUCAGAUCCCAGCCUAAAAAUAAUCCAGUGGCCUCCCUUUUUACUAGCCAGCAAGAUUCCAAUAGCAUUGGACAUGGCUGCUGAAUUCCGAUCCAGGGACUCUGACCUCUGGAAGCGUAUUUGUGCAGAUGAGUACAUGAAAUGUGCAGUGAUCGAGUGUUAUGAAUCUUUCAAAAAUGUCCUGAAUGUUCUGGUGGUUGGAGAAAAUGAGAAAAGGAUUAUUGGAACCAUAAUUAAAGAAGUUGAAAACAAUAUUUCGAAGAACACACUUCUCACAAACUUCAAAAUGGGUGCUUUACUCAUUCUGUGCCAGAAAUUUGUGGAACUCGUGGAGAUCUUGAAAGAUGGCGAUUUAUCCAAGCAAGAUACAGUGGUGUUUUUGCUGCAAGAUAUGUUAGAAGUUGUCACUCGAGAUAUGAUGCUCAACGAAGUCCGUGAAAUGGUAGAACUGGGUCAUAACAAGGACUCCGGAAGGCAACUCUUUGCUGGUACUGACACUAGACCUGCCAUAAACUUUCCUCCUACAGUUACAGCUCAAUGGGAAGAGCAGAUUAGACGCCUCUAUCUACUACUGACUGUGAAAGAAUCUGCCACCGAAGUUCCUAUAAAUCUUGAAGCACGAAGAAGGAUUGCAUUUUUCACAAAUUCAUUGUUUAUGGAUAUGCCACGUGCUCCACGAGUCCGUAAGAUGUUGUCAUUCAGCGUCAUGACUCCAUACUAUAGUGAAGAGACUGUCUAUUCCAAAACCGACCUUGAGAUGGAAAAUGAAGAUGGUGUCUCCAUCAUAUAUUACUUGCAGAAGAUCUUUCCAGAUGAAUGGAACAACUUCAUUGAGCGACUCAAUUGUAAAAAAGACAGUGAAAUUUGGGAAAAUGAAGAAAACAUAUUACACCUCCGUCAUUGGGCCUCCUUACGAGGGCAAACUCUAUCCAGAACAGUUAGGGGUAUGAUGUAUUAUCGAAGGGCUCUAAAGCUUCAGGCGUUUCUUGACAUGGCUUCUGAGAGUGAGAUACUUGAAGGCUACAAAGCGAUCACAGUUCCGUCAGAAGAGGAUAAAAGAAGCCAGAGAUCCUUGUAUGCUCAAUUAGAGGCCGUGGCUGAUAUGAAAUUCACAUACGUUGCUACUUGCCAGAACUAUGGAAAUCAGAAACGAAGUGGGGAUCGUCGAGCGACAGAUAUCCUGAAUCUGAUGGUCAAUAAUCCCUCUCUUCGGGUGGCUUAUAUUGAUGAAGUUGAAGAGAGAGAAGGUGGAAAAGCACAGAAAGUCUACUAUUCUGUAUUGGUCAAAGCUGUUGACAAUCUUGACCAGGAAAUAUAUCGGAUUAAGCUGCCUGGUAUAGCUAAGAUAGGAGAAGGGAAACCUGAAAAUCAGAACCACGCUAUAGUUUUUACCAGAGGUGAAGCACUUCAAGCAAUUGACAUGAAUCAGGAUAAUUACUUGGAAGAAGCUUUCAAAAUGCGAAACCUUUUAGAAGAGUUCAAUGAGGACCAUGGUGUUCGUCCACCUACAAUUUUGGGAAUGCGUGAACAUAUCUUUACUGGAAGUGUUUCUUCUCUGGCUUGGUUUAUGUCAAAUCAAGAAACUAGCUUCGUCACAAUUGGUCAGAGGGUUCUUGCAAGGCCGUUAAAGGUGAGGUUUCACUACGGUCAUCCAGACGUUUUUGAUCGAAUCUUCCAUAUUACCCGUGGGGGCAUGAGCAAAGCUUCUCGAGGCAUCAAUCUCAGUGAAGAUAUCUUUGCUGGCUUCAACUCAACAUUGAGACGAGGAAAUGUAACCCACCAUGAGUAUAUUCAAGUUGGGAAGGGAAGAGAUGUUGGUCUUAAUCAAAUCUCUCUUUUUGAGGCAAAGGUAGCUUGUGGUAAUGGAGAGCAAAUUCUCAGCAGAGACAUCUAUCGUCUGGGUCAUCGUUUCGACUUUUUCCGCAUGCUGUCUUUCUAUUUCACAACAGUAGGAUUUUACAUCAGUGCCAUGUUGAUUGUGAUUACAGUAUAUGCUUUCUUAUACGGAAGACUUUAUCUGUCAUUGAGUGGAUUGGAGAAGUCCAUAAUAAAAUAUGCUAGGUCAAAAGGAGAUGAUCCUUUAAAGGCUGCCAUGGCUUCACAAUCAGUUGUCCAGUUAGGUCUUUUAACUGCCUUGCCAAUGAUCAUGGAAAUUGGGCUAGAGAGAGGGUUCAGAACUGCAAUAGGUGACUUAAUAAUCAUGCAGUUACAACUAGCUUCCGUUUUCUUCACCUUCUCUCUUGGCACGAAGGUCCACUACUAUGGGCGCACAGUCCUCCAUGGUGGGGCAAAGUACAGAGCUACAGGUCGUGGUUUUGUUGUGCGGCAUGAAAAAUACGCUGAGAACUAUAGGAUGUAUUCAAGGAGUCACUUUGUGAAAGGACUAGAGCUUAUGAUAUUGCUUAUAGCUUACCAGAUAUACGGAUCAUCUGCAACUGAUACUGUAGCUUAUCUUUUAGUCACAUCCUCAAUGUGGUUCCUGGUUAUUUCCUGGUUAUUUGCGCCUUUCCUUUUCAACCCUUCAGGUUUUGAAUGGCAAAAGAUAGUGGAUGAUUGGGAUGAUUGGUCAAAAUGGAUCAACAGCAGAGGUGGUAUUGGUGUGCCUGCAAAUAAAAGUUGGGAGUCCUGGUGGGACGAGGAACAAGAACACCUUCAGCACACUGGCUUCGUUGGACGCUUCUGGGAAAUCGUUCUAUCUAUCCGAUUCUUUCUCUAUCAGUAUGGAAUAGUGUAUCAUCUGCAUGUGGCUGGAAAUAACAAAAGCAUCACCGUGUAUGCAUUGUCCUGGCUUGUCAUUGUUGCCGUGAUGGUUAUACUUAAGAUUGUGUCCAUGGGUAGAAAGAAAUUCAGUGCAGACUUCCAGCUAAUGUUCAGACUUCUGAAGUUGUUCCUGUUCAUUGGAUCAGUUGUGGUAGUAACGAUGCUCUUUACGCUUCUCCAUCUCACGGUUGGCGACAUUUUUGCAAGCAUUCUAGCCUUCAUGCCCACCGGGUGGGCCAUUUUGCAAAUAACACAAGCAUGCAGACCUGCUAUGAAGGCAGUGGGAAUGUGGGGAUCAGUGAAAGCUCUAGCCAGAGGGUACGAGUACUUGAUGGGCAUUGUCAUUUUUGCACCCGUGGCCAUGCUUGCCUGGUUCCCUUUCGUGUCGGAGUUCCAGACCAGGCUCCUCUUCAACCAAGCAUUCAGCAGAGGUCUCCAAAUCCAAAGGAUUCUGUCCGGUGGCAAGAAGAACAAGUGAAACCCAAAUCAACCUCAUUGCUAUCUUAGUCUUCAUAAGUGGAACGCCACGUCCCAACGAUUAUCAAGCUCAACCUCAACCUCAAGUUCAUGUUCAAUGAGAUGCUUUGGCGUGGCUUUCCUCUUCUAUCAGCCUCUCCCUUAUUAUAUAUUAUAGUUUCUAAUAUAAUAUUAGUGUCACUCAAUACUGUUACGAUCCAUUUUACGUAUUACAUAAAAUAACCCACCGCAAUUUUCUCUAUAUUAAAUCAUAGUAUAGUUGUACCCAUAUUCCCAUUUGAGCUCUUCUUCAAACACCCCUAGAUCUCAUAUUCUUGUACGUUGAAGGCAGUGCUCAAACGUUGCCAUUGGUUUUGUUCUUUU